This is a messenger RNA of Ylistrum balloti, 1245 nucleotides long. Its product is annotated as arylacetamide deacetylase-like. The transcript has 5 exons. Lineage: Eukaryota; Metazoa; Mollusca; Bivalvia; Pectinida; Pectinidae. The record is from RefSeq and is a predicted model, not a curated record. Gene Ontology annotation, molecular function: carboxylic ester hydrolase activity. The coding region runs from base 1 to 1245 and encodes 414 amino acids. Gene Ontology annotation, cellular component: membrane.
AUGAUCCGUUUUACCGUAAUUGGAGUUCUGUUGUCAUGGUGUCUGUACAGCUAUAUGGACGGUAAAAUACCUGAACCGAUUCCUGAACAAUUCACGGUCAAGGUGAUCGACGCCUGUAUGAAGACAUACGGAUACACGAUUGGGACGUUGAUAAGUCUUGGUGUAACCGACCCACUGUCAGAUCUGGACAGAAUGAUGGCUGACCGAUUUAUCCUGCUGAUGACGACUGGGUUUCCUUGGGAACUGGGCGCCGACCCUGAAUUACAGAUAACUGACACCAGGAUGAGUGACGUUCAGGUGAGGAUGUAUGAACCGGUGACGUCAUUGGGCGUAGAUAAGAGAGCAGUACUCGUUUACUUCCACGGAGGAGGAUGGAGUACGCUUUCUGUUGACUCAUAUGAUCCGAUGAUGAGGAAAAUAGCAAAGGACAGUGGAAUUGUAGUUAUCUCUGUCAAUUACCGACUAAGUCCACAAUAUCCAUACCCUGUACCAUUACAAGACUGUUCCGAUGUUGUGGAGUACGUCAUAGAAAACUGUGCUGACUUAAAUAUACACCCACAGAGAAUAGCGAUUGGAGGAGACAGUGCUGGAGGCAACAUCGCCGCGGCAUUAUCGUACAAGUUCAAACAUAAGUUAGCAUUACAACUUCUCCUCGUUCCAGUUUUACAGCUGGCCGACUGGAACACAACGUCAUUUAUAGAAAAUGCUCCCUACCUGGCAAAGAGUAUCAACACACCUGACUCUAUAUAUUUUGUUCUUAAUUACCUAAACCUUGAUUAUAGAUAUGGCCCAGACUUCCUGAAGAAUAAUCACACUUCUCCUGCUUUCAAGACGUCCCAUUAUAUGAAAUUUAUUGAUAAAAAUAGAUGGCUACCAAAACAUUUCAUCAGAGACGAAAAUCUAAAAACUAACAAAGAAUCACAAACAGAUUUUGGAAAUGAAGAAUUAUUUUCAAUGAUCGAGAGCCGAAUCACUGAUCCGAUGGUAUCGCCAUUGUUUGCGAGUGAUGAUAUGUUACCAGGGUUACCCCUCACCUAUAUUGCCACCAGUGGAUACGAUUUUAUCAGAGAUGACGGCAUCAUGUACUCAGAAAGACUCAAACAUGUCGGCCAGAAAGUUAUACUUCAGCAUUAUCACGAAGCCUUCCAUAACUCACUGUUCUUCUCACAUGGUCCUCUGAAGCUUGAGGUCGGGGCUCGAAUCAUUAGGGAUAUCGUCAACAUCCUCAGAAAGACAUUAUUAUGA